CAACAACCGCUACAGCGCCAACACCUCCGCCCGAUUCGCGCACUCCCACCGCAUAACCACCUCCAACAUGGCGACCGCCUCUAUCCAAGACCGCACCGCCGAGUUCCGCUCCAUCCUCGUUCAAGCUCAGCGCCGCCACCCGCAGCAGGGCCGCCAACCACUCCUCUCCCCCUCGCAGAAAGCCUCCGCAAAUGGAACCGCCACACCCAGCAAGCGCUCCGAGUUUGCGCGGCGCGCCGCAGAUAUCGGUCGCGGGAUCUCAGGCACAAUGGGCAAGCUGGAGCGCCUGGCGGAACUCGCAAAGCGGAAGACCCUCUUCGACGACCGGCCCGUCGAGAUCAACGAGCUCACCUACAUCAUCAAGCAAGACCUGUCGGCGCUGAACACGAACAUCAAGGGCCUGCAAAGCCUGACAGCCGCGCAGCAUCCGAAUGCGAAACCGGGUGGCGGCGACCAAGUCGGGGAGCAUAACCAGAACGUGCUUAUGCUGCUGCAGAGCAAGCUCGCGGACGUUGGGGGCAACUUCCGAGAAGUGCUGGAGGUGCGGACCAAGAACAUCCAGGCGAGCCGGAGCCGGACGGAGAACUUUGUGAAUGUGGCGGCAAGCCAUAGCCAGUCGCUGGACCCGCAGCGGACGGAUAGCCCGCUGUAUAACCAGACGCCGCAAAGGGGACGAUCGCCUGGGUUCCAGAAUACGAGCGCUGCGCAACAGGACUUGCUGUCGCUGGAUCCGGCGGGGAGUUCGGCGCUCAUGCGGAAUGGGCCGCAGAGCGAUGCGCAGUUGAUGUUGAUGGAGGAGGCACAGCCGCAGAAUCAGUAUAUUCAGCAGCGGGGGCAGGCGAUUGAGACCAUUGAGAGCACGAUUAGUGAGCUCGGGAGUAUCUUUGGGCAGCUGGCGCAGAUGGUGUCGGAGCAGAGUGAGCAGAUUCAACGUAUUGACGCGAAUACUGAGGAUGUGGUGGAUAAUGUGCAAGGGGCGCAGAGGGAGCUGAUGAAGUAUUGGAGUCGGGUUAGUGGGAAUAGGUGGCUGGUGGCCAAGAUGUUUGGGGUGUUGAUGAUAUUCUUCCUUCUUUGGGUUCUAGUCGCAGGAUAGCAUGCAUCAAGGCUGCUUUCAGGGCACAUCGCAUUCACGGAAUGGUUUAGUCUGGCCGCAGGUGUGAGAUGAAUGGGUAUACCCAAAUAAUGAAACAUCUUACCUGCAAAGGUCCGGACCUGACGAACAAAAUAAAGCCAAUAUCAGUACUGACGCUUGGAUAAAUCGUCGUAGAGCGUCGAUUAUACACAUUCCGGGCAACACCGCCGGCUUUCCAUCCCAUAGGGUUAUGUUUUUAGUAGCGUCUUAGAAUACUUUUAUUAUCACUGGUAGAAUUUUCUUAUGUCUGACGCUAGUCGCUGUGUAUUAUAUAGAACAGGUUACUAUAGACCUCAGCAAUCCAAACGGUUCUUGGAGAGACCUAGAACUCUUACUCGCUUAGC
Molecule: messenger RNA, 1476 nt
Organism: Mytilinidion resinicola
Lineage: Eukaryota; Fungi; Ascomycota; Dothideomycetes; Mytilinidiales; Mytilinidiaceae
Product: putative ER-golgi SNARE complex subunit
Exons: 2
Coding region: 68-1093 (341 amino acids)
Biological process (GO): endoplasmic reticulum to Golgi vesicle-mediated transport; intracellular protein transport; vesicle fusion
Cellular component (GO): Golgi membrane; endomembrane system; SNARE complex
Molecular function (GO): SNARE binding; SNAP receptor activity
Source: RefSeq, a predicted model, not a curated record